Molecule: messenger RNA, 1751 nt
Organism: Lactuca saligna
Lineage: Eukaryota; Viridiplantae; Streptophyta; Magnoliopsida; Asterales; Asteraceae
Source: the annotation of a GenBank genome assembly
AUUUUUUUUAAUUGCAAGGUACAAUGGAACAUAUUACUACUAUAAAGGAAAUUGACUCAAUCAAGGAUGAUUUCACAAUUAAAGUUCGAAUCAUACAUCUUUGGACUCAAAAGUCAAAAUUUAAUGCAAAAGAAACAUACUCGAUAGAAAUGAUUUUGAUGGAUGAGGAGGGAAGGAAAAUUCAUACAUCUUGUGUGAAAAAAUGGUUUCCAAAAUUCAAACGCUAUCUUAAAGAAGAUAGUUCAAUAUAUGUGAAGAAACCUAAUGUCGCACCAAAUACUUUAAAUUUUAAGUUUGUUGAUCCAGAAAGAAAACUUAACUUUUACCACGAUACAACUGUGAAAGAGUGUGAAAACUUUUCUGGAUCUGCACACGACUUUGAUUUUGUUGACUUCAAUACAGUCGUUUCGAACAACAUUCUAGAGUCAAACUCUUUUGAUAUUAUUGGACACAUAUUGGAAUAUGGGCGUAUGGAUACAUCUGAAGAAGAUAAAUCAAAACACAAAAUACUCUUGCAUCUUCAAGAUAUAGAGGAUACUAAGCGUAAGGUAACUUUGUGGGGUCAUAAUGCAUACUACAUGACAGAUUUUCUGGCUAAUAAUAACAGUCUUGCUCCGAUUGUUGUUAUUGUUCAGUUUGCCAGAGUCAAGUUUAUUAAUGGUCGUCCUUUUUCCUCCACCUACUUUGAUGUUAGUAGGUUGUUCAUAAACAAUGAUAUCGAUGAGAUUACAAGCUACAAAUAUAAAUUGGUUUCUGAAAAUGGACAACAACUUUCAUCAAGUGGAAUCAAGAUGAUUGCAUCAAAACGAAACACGGAACACGAUGACUUUCUCAAAAAUCAUAUGUUUUCUAACAUUGAUGAGUUGUUUGAACCUUUAGAGGUACUUUACAUUAUUUUUAAACAAACUAUAUUGAGAAAACGGUCAUUAUUGUUGGUACUGUUAAGGGAAUACGUCAAAACAUACGAUGGUAUUACCUUGCUUGUAGCAACUGCAAAAGAAAAAGAGUCUUCUACUGAUAAGGUUGAUGGUUCUCAUGAAGUGGCCGAAAUUGUUACUUAUGAAUGUUCUAAUCCUAAUUGCAAAAAUAUCAAAAUUUCGGUUAUUCCAAGAUUUAAAAUCCCACUUCAGGUUCAAGACAACACAAGAACCUUGACUUUAACCUUAUUUGAUCAAGAAGCAAAGAAGCUGUUUAAAUACACAGCUAAAGAGUCGUAUGAUAAAAACAAGAAGCUUGGCAUCAGUUUGGAUUUGUAUCCAAUGGAGUUGAAAUUUGUGGUUGACAAAAAAUUGGCAAUUAAAAUUGAUAUCACGAGUUACAAUGUGGAUAAUAAAAGUAAUAUUUAUGGGAUAGCAAGAUUGACUAAGAAUGCAAACAUAAUUGAUGAACUAGAGAAAAAGAAUCUGAAUUCACAGCCUGCUAAUUUUGAUUCAUUCAUUAUUGGUUCUUCAGAUAUUGCCUCCCAAGAGACCAAAGUUGUGAAGGCGGAGUUUGUUCCAAUUUUGGAUCCAAGCCUCACCGAGCAGUAUGAAUAUGCAAAUGAGCAUGACAUUAAAUGUCUUAUUAUCAUUUCAGACACUGGUGUUUCUCAAAAAGGUUCUGUUAAGAUUCGUCAUCUUGAGCUUAAGCGGGAGAAGGAAGUAAGCCGAGAAUCACUCACUAAAUUUCUAUCAGAAGCAAUGGCAUCACAGAGUUCAAAAUACUGUAAGGCAAACGUAAACACAAUGUCAAAGGUUAAUUGUCCCUGCUGA